This is a messenger RNA of Pocillopora meandrina, 8262 nucleotides long. The record is from the annotation of a GenBank genome assembly. NCBI's taxonomy places the organism in Eukaryota, Metazoa, Cnidaria, Anthozoa, Scleractinia, Pocilloporidae.
AUGAAAGGCAAUAAGGUGAUUAAUGUAGCAGACCCAACAAGUGUAACAUAUCAUGAGGGGACGCAAAUCGUCUUUACUGUAAGUAUCCCGGAGAGUCCCCUACAUUUUCUUAGACUUUUAGUCUAGAAAAGAAAAGAAAAUCUCGGGUCAAAUUAUCGUCCAACCUUUCGGGAACAAUGCGUCACUUUCACGAAUGUUAAUGACUUAUGCUGCCAAAGCAAUAAAUUAAUCUACAGCGGUGAAACAGAGAUAAUUGACGUCAUAGGUCGUCAUAGGUGCAUCUCGGCCAAUUUUGUCGUUAAUUUCAAAUAAGAUGAUUACCUUGUGGCCAAAAUUCUCACUCGUCGACAAAAUAACUAAGAUUAACGUAUUUCGACUGAAACCACUGCAGAAGAUUACACUGAGGGCACGAGUUGUUGGAGAUAGCGGGCAAGUGUUCGAUUCACACGCUCACUUCAUCACUACCAAACAUGGCCAUGUUGAUGUUUGUAGUCAACCGUCUUUUGGUGGAUCUUACCGCGGACUUUCAGCUAUGGGACUCUUAUGGAGCAUGAAACCAUCACCUGGGCAGAAGAAAGGAAUUCGACUGAUGAAAUCUGAUGUCACUAAACCUUACAAAGUCGUCUUGGACUGUUUUGAUGGCCAUACGGAUCCGCAGGAAUCAAGUUCUUUGCAGCCUUUGUCUAGCAAUACGUUUGAGAAGGGGUACAUGGCGAAUGGAGUGAAGAGAAUUCCUGUGAGAGAAGGAAGAAUCCGUGGAACUCUUUUUCUUCCUCUGGGUGACGGACCUUUUUCUGGUGAGUAGCGAAAGAUUGGCGUUUAUCUAAAAAAAAAAAACUGCUAGUCGAGAGUAGAAUAGUGUUUUUACAGAUUAGAAUUUGAAAGAAUCAGAAUGCGCUAUUGAACUUUCCAGAUGUGUCCUGAUCUCUUAAAAGUGAUAACAAUGUUAGACGUACAGUUCAGGUUUUUACUAAUAAUUACUUUUUGGGUUGAUCACCUGUGUGUAAUACUACGGGUCGUAAUUCAGAAAAUAUUGCUUUUCUUCAGUUUACUGUUGUGCUACUUCAACAGAUCAGCAAAGAUCAAUUUCAUUCACGGCGCGCCGCAAACGUUUGUCUCCAAACCCCAACCCCAUCUCUCCAUGCUGCAAGGUGAUCUUGAAAGAACAAAGGAAUAUAAGAUGUGGUUUUAUCAAUGGUUUGAACCAUUUUCAUUGAUGCAGAAACUCUUAGAAAAUCUUAUUUGUUUAAAGCCCCUACGAAGGCUUCUUUUUUAUUCUCUUUUUAUCCAAAGACACAUUGUUUGAAUGCAAGAGUUACCAUUGAGGUAAAAAAUAAUAACAAUAAACCUGUUCGAGUAAACAACAUUAAACGAUGUGUUGUAGCCUCCAGCAGUAUUUUACAUUAAGCCUAAGUAAAAUUUUAUGUUAUCAAGUAACAGUGGUAAAAUUGUUUUGGUUAUGAAUUAAUAAGUUAAUGUAGGUAAUCACAUGAUUUUGAGUUUAAAUUGGAAUAAAUAAGCGCGAAUAAAUUUUUUCAAAGACCAAAGAAAAAUUUACAAGUGCUUAUUUAUUCCAAAUUGCACGAGGAAAAUCAUAUGAUUCCGUAAUAAUAAUAUAUAUGAGAAAAAUACGAGAUAGCUCAUCAUUUAACGAAUAGAUAAGCCUUGAUUGUAAUCAGCUCUGUUGUAAAGCAGAUAAGAAGCGGCUAGAGCACGAAAGAAGUGUAGGGAGAAACACUAGACGUAGUCGAGUAAACGACAUUACAUACAUACAUAAAUGCAUACAUACGUUUAUUGCAACUCCCAAGCUGGGUUUUUCAGUUACAAAGCCUACAUUAAAAUUAUUGUAAUAUUAUAGUAACAUUGCAUUGGCCUAAAAAUAUAUAUAUAAGUGAAAACUAAGGCUAGUACAAUAUAAAUACAAAAGGCCAAUACACGUUAAAAACACUAGUGAACUAAAACAAAAAUUAGACAAGAAUAGAAGAUUGAAAUAAUUCAUCUGUGCGUUACAUUUCCACCAAGGAGCGCAUUCAGUAGGCGGAGCCUAAAGACGUUUACAUUAUCAGCUGCUUUUAAGUCAUUUGGGAGGUUAUUCCACAAUUUGCAUCCGCGAUACGUGAGUGCACGUUGCCCAGAGGACAGACGGCAUCGUGGGAUGUGGAGCAGAUUACAUGAUCUUGUUACCCUACUAUGAAUACGAGAUCGUGGGACAAACAUGUUAGUCAGAUAUUCGGAACUAAAUUAUUUACACAUUUAAAUACCAUUACAACAUCGUUAAAAUAAAAUCUCUCCUUAACAGUGAGCCAAUUAAGAGAUUUUAUGCCUUGGGAGAUGUGCUCAAAUUUCUUAAAACCUAAUACAAUACGGGCAGCAAAGAUCUGCACUAGCUGAAUCUUCUUUAUAUUUCUUUGAGAUGUGUUGGCUCAUACAGUUGAACAAUAAUACAUUGUACUAAAAACAAAAGCGUUCAUCAAAAGUAAAAGGGUUUUCCUGUCCAAGAGGUGUUUAAUCCUGCUAAUCUGUACUAGUUUGAAAAUACACUUAGAAGUAGUUUUAGCAACAUGAUCGUUAUAUGUUAAGGACUGGUCGAUGUAGACUCCAGGGUCCUUUGCCACAGGGACUGGUGUUAUUUCCUUUCCCAAGAGUGAAAUUGACGUUGGAGGCAAUUUCCGCAGUAGUUGAGGAACACCAACUAUUUAUUGUUUAUUAAAAGGGAAUUCUGACAGCACCAUCGGAAAAUUUCUCUCAAAUCUUCGUUCAGAUAACCAAAUACGCGAACGAUGUCAGUUGAGCGAAAGGAUAGGUAUAAUUUACAGUCAUCGACGUAGCACACAGAUUUUCAGUGAGCUGGAACGGACAAGAGAUCAUUUACAUAGAUGGUAAAUAACACAGGCCCCAAGAUAGAACCCUGAGGAACUCCGUAUUUAACAUCCCCAAUGCAUAGCAUCCCCAAUGCGCACUCGCUGGCUACGACCAGACAGGUAAUUAUGAAACCACUACAAGCUCGUAGAGGCAACGCCUAUGCUCUGUAACUUCUGAAGGAGAAGCUCAUGUCAGAUACUAGCGAAUGCCUUGGACAUGUCCAGUAGCACGACAACGGACACUUCACUCUUAUCAAUGGCCAUGAGAAAAUCAUCGGUUACGUGUAAGAGGUCCGUUUCCGUAGAGUGACACUUUCGAUUACCGUUCUGAUUUUCAGACAGCUUCUUGUUGGUGGUUACGUAGUCAACGAACUGACGCUGAGCUAAUCUCUCGGACACCUUAGAUAGCAUUGGCAGUAAUGAGAUGGGCUGGUGAUUACAGGGAUCUUCGGGGUUGCCAGAGUUUAACACAGGAGUAACUUCAGCCAUUUCCCAUACUCUCGGGAAACAAUUAGAUCUAAAUGGGUUAUUCAUAAUGCUUGUAAUAGUUGGUACUAUGACUGGCAAACAGUCCUUGAGGACGUGGCUAGUAAUCUUGUCACGACCUGGUGCUUUGUUGGAAGAGAAGCCCUUAAUUACACCUUCAACAUCCUUCCCCAGUAAGGGGUGAAAUCGAAAUAAGACAGGGCAGUCAUCAGGCGUUCGCAAGAGGGUUGGCAUUGCUGGAUUGAUAUGCUAAUAAUAUACACAAGCAAGAUCAUAAGCUUCCUGAGCUGCUGAACUUCCAACAGAUGUAAAAUAUUCAUUGAAUCUAUUUGCCAAGGAAAUUGGGUUGUCAGGAAUAAUAGGGCGGCUUUUGGACUUCUUUGGGAGGCAGUUGUUAAUUAUCUUCCAAAUUGCAUUAGUGUUUCCUUUGUUUUGUAAUAGCUGAGAUCUCACAUAAGCUUUUUCUGCAAUUCGUAGUUCACGCUUGACUUCCUGUCUGAAGAAACGAUAUGCGUUCCAUUGAAGACGGUCAUUUGAUUUAAUGGCUCUCCGAUACCAUUGGUCUCGGGUCUUCAUCAGUUGGCGAAUUUCAGCUGAAAUCAAUGGGUUAGGUCUUGACUUGAUUUUUACUCGCUUUAAAAGGGCGUGAUCAUCUAAAAUAUUGGUAAAUAACGCAUUGAACGUCUCCACUUGGUCAUCAAAAUCGUCAAACAUAGAUAUUAUAUGAAAAGAUACAAGUGACAGAUCCUCACUGAAUUGUUUUGCAUUGCAAUUAGCGUAACUCCUGAUGGUAACAUAGGAGGGCUAGAGUCGAGGGGUCUUCAACGUUAAUACUAGGUAAACAAGAUGGUGAUCACUUACUGAGCAGGCAAGCACGUCACUGAGGCUGACAAUAUCCGUGUUUGUCGUCAAAAUUACGUCGAUUAAAGAUUUUGUAGUUUCUGUGAUCCUUGUGGGUUUCUUAAACAGUUAGUGUAAAUUAAAUGUUGAAAUAAAGGUCUGCAGUGAGGUAGUCUCAGGGUCAGGAGCUAAAAGAUUGUAAUUUAGAUCACCAAGAAUCACAACAUUUAAGUCAAGAAUCAUUCAAAACGUGGUUGGUGUUUUUAAGUCUAGGAUCAAAAACGAUUUGUCCUUUCUGCAUUGAAAUUAGCCAAAGUUCUUGCCAUCGAGGCAGAUGAUAAAUUUGCACAGUAAUCUUGAGGUUUGACUUGGCGUAGGUGCCCAAGCCACCUCCAGCUUUAUGUUUUCCACGAUCCUGUCUGAAAAGUUGGUAACCAAAGAUCUCAAGGCUUGUGUCAAACUUAGCUGACUCCUUACACUGUCUGAUCGGUCCAAGCUGAAGAUGGAUAUCGCCACCUUUGACAAGGAAGACAUCAGCCGGUUAAAGGCAGAGUUCGAAUAAAAACGAUUUGUGAAACCCUUUGACAAGAUGCAUUCAGAUACGUCAACGGAUUAAGUUGGAGUUCGACCAAAUAUGCGGCGUCCAUGCUUGUAAAACUCUCCCAUGUUUGCGUUUGGGCAUUACCGAAUCGUUUGAGAUAAUUUAAGUUCGAAAUAUACGAAGCUAAAACCAGAAAACUUGACAAAAUUACGGACGAACGCAAGUCACGUCUAUUCGCCAUGAUCACCCUUCAUUCAACGAUGUGAUGUAGCCUCCAGCAGUAUUUUACUUUAAGCUUAGGUAAAAUUUUAUGUUAUGAAUUAACAGCGGUGCAAUUUUUUUUGUUAUUAAUUAUUUAGUUAGUAUAAGUAAUCACAUAAUUUCGAGUUUAAUUUGGAAUAAAUAAGCACUAGUAAAUUUUGGCGUGACAGCUUUAGCUCAGCUCAAGGCUCUAUACUCUCAAAGAGCACGCUCUUUUAACCAAUGACAGCGUGCGUCAUAUUCGAACUUCAUUAUAAAAAUUAUGCAAAAGAAAAGCGCGGGCAUCGAGUGGAAAAAUAACUUAUUCAAACUCUGCAAGUGACAUUGUGCGUUCGGUCAAAACAGCCGUGUACGAUCAAAACUGAUCUAACCAAUCAGAAUGAGUAAUUUUUUUGUAUCUCACUAGUUUAGUCAGUCAUUUUUUGUAGUCGAUUCCGUGUGAUUUGGUCAUUCGUUAAUAUUUGGAAUGUUGUUAUUAUAUGAAUUGAAAAAUCCAACGCUAUGUAAGCUUGAGAUUUGUUGAUGAGUUUCCUGACUGACUGUCCUGUGUAACUUCCAAGUGGACGUGCCUAGUUGGACCCACACGAAAGUUCUUGUUUUGGCUAACGCAGUCGCAGGUUGAUUCAGUUAGUCAUAACCAUUAAGUUUUACUGUUGUUGUUAAUUUUCAGCAAGCAAAAGCGAAUAUAUAAACAUAUACUCUAGACCUUACCUGGUAGAAUAAUGUAGAGAUUGUGCAGAAGUAGAGACAGAAUUCUGUAGCUGAAGUGAGUUUCUAGCAGCACAAGUCAGUGAGAAUCAAAGUGUGGUUGUCGAAAGAGACCAACCAGACUUACAAAGAAUGAAGCAAAACAGGAUGUAACUAAAAUCUAUUGUGUAUUAGAGAAGCGAGUAAUUAAAGGAAACAGUUGAAAAGACAGAGAGUCCUGAGCGUGUUGUGUUCGUUAGCUAGUUCUCGCCAUUACUGCGAACCAGCAUAUUUGGAGGAGGACAUUUGGCCGCUCACAUUAUCAUUGACGUCUUUGGCUUUAUCCAACCUACAAAAAGGAUGUAAAAUAGAUUUAAAGCAAUCAGAGCUCUAAAUAGAAUCUUUUUAAUAUAGACUACGAGCAUUUCUAGAAUAUUACUGUUAAUUUGCCACCCUAUUUUUCCUAAUUACAUAAAACAUUGGAUCACUCUCAAGUGACUGAAGUAUUAAAAUAAAUCAUUGAAAUCCUCAACGGAUAUAAAGCGAAAGAGAUUUUAUCAAAUCAUGGAAAAAUGCAUAAAGCUUUGUAUGCAAGAAAAAAGGAUGAACUUCAGUUAAACAUAAUGGUAAUAGGACCAAGUGGACUCCAUUUUGGUGUGUGAUCAUGCGAGUGAUUAACAAAAUCGGACGAACGCGAUUAACAGUAUUGGACGACUCAAAGUCCUGUUACCAGUUAAUCAUAACCGUUCGCAAUUUCCGAAAAAAAUAAAACAAAUACAUUUAGGACAAACAAUUGCGGUGGAGACAAUGUCUAAAGAAAAAAAAAUUUUCUCCAAUUUGGAAAUUCCUCAGUUUCUUUUUUUUCUUUUUCAGGGUAAGUAGUUGUUGCUAUGGUUAUCGUGAUCAAUACUGUGAUUGGUGGAUUUAGCUGAGUGGACCUAAUAUGAUUGCUUCAACUGUCCGAUUCCAGGUGUCCGAUUACAGCAAACUGUCCGAUUACAACUGAGUAGAAUGAUAAGUGAAGAAUAAAGCAGCCAAUGCACGAUUCAUAUUUGAAGAAUUUGUAAUGAUUAUGAAGAUUCAUUCAGAAAAUGGCGAGACGCUCCUUUCCUCUUGCAACGACUUUUUGAAAGAAAACGUUAUUAUUUUGAUGAAUUGAUCUCAACUGAUCGGUAAUGUGAAAUACUACCUGCAAAACAGAAUUACAAGUCGUCUAUUUUACGGUAGAUCAAUUCAAAUGAAUAAUUUCCGAUGAACAAAGCUAUUAGUUUAAUUUUUAGCCAAAACACCUAGUUCCAAUUUUAUCCAGCUUCAAUAUAUAUAUGUCUAACUUCCUCCUGAUUGUAAGCUCUAGAGAGUCGUGUGGUGAUCGGAAAAUCAUUUUAAAAUGCAGUCCUUAACAAAACUGAGCGAUCCACAAAAAGAUUGAGGACUGUACUGAGCCUCUCAAUUUCUUUCUAAGACACGGGUCAAGCGUUUGCUCACGGCUGAUUCCUGGCAGUUAGUAUAAAAACUUGAAUCUGACAAGACCAACAGCAGCCCUUUUAGACAGCAACAGCAGCCCUUUUAGAUGUCUUACGAGGAAACUCACGAAGGAAUUUGUCAUCAUAAGUCCGCCAUUUUGAGUGGUCCAAAAAUUUUAAAAGUUAUUCACAUGUUCAUAAUUAAAGCCGCCUUUGACGUGUUAUUUUAUAAGCGAUUGUUACUGAAUCAAGCAAUAUCUUAAUCGUACGAUCUCCGCUGCACGUAUUAGACAUAUCCUGCACUCAAUCAGUCAAUGUUAUCUUUACAGGAGUCAUAGAUCUGUUUGGUGCUGCAGGCGGAUUAGUGGAGUUUAAGGCUUCACUUUUAGCAUCUCAUGGAUUCGCUACUCUUGCUUUGGCCUACUUGGGCUAUGAAGAUCAACCAUUGUGUCCAUCUUCAAUAAACUUGGAUUAUUUUGUAGAAGCUGCCAGCUGGCUUAUAAGUCACCCGAAAGUGAUUCCACAUGGUAUCGGCAUGCAUGCUAUAUGCUAUGGCUCAUGGAUUGCAUUGUUGAUGGCAAGCUAUCAGAUCGCACCAAUUAAGGCCAUUGUAGCUAUUUCACCUCUGGUAAUCGCCUACCUUCUCCCUUUCCAGUUAAAAGGGAGAGUCUCAGACAUGAUACCCCUUGAUAAGAGCAGAGUGGUGUCCUCAGAAAAGGGCAGCAUCCUUCGUUUCGCCCAACCAACUGACAUUGAUUACAUGAAUUCAACAACAGUCUCCAAAUACUCAGCUAUUACACCAGUUGAGAACAUCAAUUGCCCUGUCCUGCUGGUUUCUGGAACUGAUGACUUGAACAACCCCACCGAUUUUACAGUAGAGUUCAUUAUUGAUCGCUUAAAGGAGAAUGGAAAAGAACAUUUGUGCACAAACUUGCGUUAUCCCCAAGCGGGAUAUCUCAUCGAACCACCCUACUCUCCUCUUUGUGAUUUUUCUUUCAGCAAAUUUGCUAAAGAAUGGGGUGCUGACCCUUACCUAGCUUGGGGAGGGGAGACUGUUGCACAUGCCAGAGCACAAGAAGACUGCUGGCCAAAGAUUUUACACUUUCUGCGAAAACACCUCUAA